Brenthis ino (lesser marbled fritillary) is the source of this 2187-nucleotide messenger RNA. The record is from the annotation of a GenBank genome assembly. NCBI's taxonomy places the organism in Eukaryota, Metazoa, Arthropoda, Insecta, Lepidoptera, Nymphalidae.
AUGAAGAGAAGUUCGUCCAGAGAUAGCAUGCCGCGUUCUAAAAGAACGCGUAGUAGCAUAGGAAGGUAUGACGACAGCUCCGAUGAGCGCGUUACACCAGAAAGGGUGCGCCGGCGAGUGCGUUCGCCAAGUCCCCGCGGUCGAUAUGUGUCACCUCAUCGUGAUGAUUAUGUUCGGUCACGAGAGGUACGAGAGGAAUCCGCGCGACCCUAUUAUAAGGUUUUAUGUGUAAGUGCUUUGCAUCCCAAGGCUUCUGACGACAUUGUGAAAGAUACAUUGUAUAGGGAGUACAAAAAAUUUGGUGAUUUUAGUAUUAAGAUUUCUCAUGAAUUAGAUGAACGCGUCGCUUAUGUAUGUUUCCGUAGUGCUGAAGAUGCAAGAGAUGCAAAACAUGCCAAGCCGAGGAUUAUUCUUUAUGAUAAGGUAGCAAUUGUCGAUCCUGUAUAUGAGCCAGUACGCUCUGAGUAUAGAAGCAGACCUAGAAGUAUAAGUCCACCUGAUUAUGAUCGUCCUUAUUCUUAUGCCUGGUCUCCGGUACCCGAAAGACGCAGACCACCACCAGAUGAUAGGGCUUAUGGCAUACCUCCCACUGUUCCCCCACACCAUAGGGAUUUUCGACCUCCUAUGCACGAAUAUCCAAUGGCAGGGCCUCAUGGACCUCCAAUGCAUCAUCGCCCACCUAUGCAUCAUCCCCCACAUCCUCAUUAUAUGCCCAGGCCAUACAUGCCUCGACCACAUCACCCACCUUUUGAGAAAAUUGAAAAUAAAAAAGACAAAUUUCCUAAUUAUUUGCACCAUGUUCAACCAGAAGAUGAUCCUUUGGCCACAAGGACUUUGUUUGCUGGAAAUUUAGAGAUUAAUAUAUCUGAUGAAGAGCUACGCAGAAUUUUUGGCCGCUAUGGUAUAGUAGAGGACAUUGAUAUAAAGCGGCCACCUCCAGGCACAGGCAAUGCUUUUGCCUUUGUAAGAUACCAAACCUUGGAUAUGGCACACAGAGCUAAAGUUGAAUUGUCUGGUCAGUAUAUAGGCAAAUUCCAAUGUAAAAUUGGUUAUGGCAAGGCUACUCCUACGACAAGAGUGUGGGUUGGUGGCUUAGGUCCAUGGACAUCAGUCGCACAACUUGAAAGAGAAUUUGAUAGAUUUGGAGCUAUAAAGAAAAUUGAAUAUGCUAAAGGUGAACCCCAUGCAUACAUUUUGUAUGACUCAAUAGAUGCAGCACAAGCUGCCGUAAAAGAAAUGAGAGGUUUUCCUUUGGGUGGUCCUGAAAGGCGACUUAGAAUUGAUUUUGCAGAUGUAGGUACAGGAGGCCCAUACAGACCAAAACCUUAUGCAGCACCAGUAGGUGAAGAGGGAAGAGCUGCUGAAGGAUAUGAAGGGUAUGAGGGAACUUGGGAUGAUGGUUAUGGCUAUGGUGGAUCUGGAUACAGAGGUAGGGGUGGCCAUCGUGGGCGCGGUCGUGGAAUGUAUAGAGGUGUUUACCACGGUACUGGUGAUUACAGAGAUGAAGAAUGGAGAAGGGCACCUGAUAGCGAGUAUGAAGGACGUAUUCGUCGAUCUGGCUCCCGGGAGCCAGGAGUUGACAGAUCACGUUCACGUUCUCCACGACGUCGCUCGCCUGACAGUGAUUCAGAUGGUUCUCCUCGCAGAAAUGGUGGAAUGCUUGCAUCUGCUAGAACUUUACCUGAAGUUGUACGUAAAGCUACAACAAUAUGGAAUGGUGCAUUGAUCCUUAAAAACUCACUAUUUCCCACUAAAUUCCAUCUGACAGAUGGUGAUUCAGAAAUUAUUGACAGUUUGAUGAAAGAUGAGGAAGGAAAAAAUCAAUUAAGAAUAACACAAAGACUUCGACUUGAUCAGCCUAAGCUGGAUGAUGUUCAAAAAAGAAUAGCAACAUCAAGUUCUCAUGCAAUCUUCUUGGGUGUGGCUGGAUCUACAGCUUCUGUAACCAAUGAAGAUACUAGCAUUCAAACAAGACCUAUGAGAAAUUUGGUUUCUUAUUUGAAACAGAAAGAAGCUGCUGGAGUUAUUUCCCUUUUAAACAAAGAAACUGAGGCAACUGGUGUUUUGUACUCAUUCCCACCAUGUGAAUUUUCUACAGACUUACUUAAGAGAACUUGUCACAAUUUGACUGAAGAAAGUUUGAAAGAAGACCAUUUGGUAAUAGUGGUGGUGCGAGGAGGUUCUGCU